GGCUCGCCUCAGCCUCAGCCUCAGCCUCACCGUACCGGAGCAGCUCUCUCUCUCUCCUCACUUUCCCUCUCCUCCCGAAAAGGCAAAGCGGAAAGGAGGCAGCAAGAGAGAGAAAGAGGCAGCACGAUACGAGUAACAACCAGGAGAGAGAAACGAGGAAAGAGAGAGGCAGAGGCACCUCCCUCCCCCUGCCGGCUUCCCCUGCUCUCCCCCUGCGCCGGUCGGCUGCAGCAGCUGCUGUCCCCUCCCCCUCCCCGAUCCCCAUGCUCUCCCUCCUCUCCUAGCCCGCCGCAACGACCAACCACCCUCCCCGCGGUUGGCUGUCCCCUUCGCCUCCGAUCCGUCUCCGGGGAUCGAUCCGCACUUCCGCACCGCGCCGAGCCUAUAUAUAACCCCCCACCAUCCCCGCGCGCCUCCCGUCCCCGAACCUUCCAGAACCUCACCGAGCUCUCUCCCCCUCCGGCAGCAGGUUCUUCGUUCCCUUCGGGAUGGCCGUAGUCGAGACCUCCGCCGACCACGUCGCCCCCGCCGCCUCCGACCACGGCGCCGCGCCGUACCGUGCCUCGUCGGAGGGGGGCGACGCGGGGGAGCGCGAGAUGCGGGAUCUGGAGGAGCUCCUCUCCAAGCUCAACCCCAUGGCGGAGGAGUUCGUCCCGCCCUCGCUCGCCGCGCACCCCAUGCCGCCGCCCCCCUACGCCGGCUACUACCCCAACGGCCCACCCGCAGCCGGCUUCGCGCCGGUCGCCUCGCCGGGCCACCGCGGGGUCGUUGGCUUCCCCGCCGCCGACGGCCGCGGCAGGAAGAAGUUUGGAGGGUACGGCGGCGGCUACCCCCACGGCGGCAAGCGGCGGGUCAACAGCCGCACCAGCCAGGCGCAGCGCGACGAGGUGAUCCGCCGGACGGUCUACGUCUCCGACAUCGAUCAUCAGGUCACCGAAGAGCAACUGGCAGCACUAUUUAUCAACGUAGGGCAGGUUGUGGACUGCCGGAUGUGUGGGGAUCCAAAUUCAGUUCUUCGUUUUGCUUUCAUAGAGUUUACUGAUGAGGAGGGUGCAAGGGCUGCUCUAAAUCUGUCAGGAACUGUGCUUGGAUAUUAUCCUGUGAGGGUUCUGCCAUCAAAAACUGCAAUUGCACCAGUCAAUCCAACGUUCCUGCCCAGGUCUGAUGAUGAGCGUGAGAUGUGUGCAAGGACCAUCUACUGCACAAACAUCGACAAGAAGGUCUCUCAGGCAGAUGUGAAACUGUUCUUCGAGUCAAUUUGUGGAGAGGUCUAUCGGCUGAGGUUGCUUGGGGACUACCAGCAUAAUACUCGCAUUGCCUUUGUGGAGUUUGUUAUGGCUGAAAGUGCUACAGCUGCUCUCAACUGCAGUGGUGUUAUACUGGGUUCCCUGCCAAUAAGGGUGAGUCCAUCUAAGACUCCCGUUCGUCCCCGUGCUCCUCGGCCAAUGAACUAGAGUUGUAGGUACAGGAGGUGCCAAUGGCACUGCUUAUAUAUAGAGAGAUCGACAUAUGUGAAAGAGAAAUUAAGAUAUGUCUUUUCUUCUAAGUUAUCCGCUCGAGUGUCUUUUUAUUGUAUCGCCGGUAAGUAUCAAGACUCGAGCGGAGGAGGGGAAAGGAAAAAUUAGAAAUGGUUGGUCGGUGUUUACCUUUUGCACAUAGAGCUUCUUAGAAGCGGGCCUGUUGCUCUUGUCCUUGAUGCAGCAAGGCGAAACUCGUGGACUUUUGUCUUUGUUAAGUUGUUGGCUGUUGUCCGUUUGCUACUUACUGGAAAGUUGCAGCAAGUCGUUUACCUGAAAAAUGAUGAGCACUUGCCAUUAUGCUGUGCCAA
Messenger RNA from Aegilops tauschii subsp. strangulata, 1828 nucleotides. RefSeq names its product polyadenylate-binding protein-interacting protein 11. Gene Ontology annotation, molecular function: RNA binding. Lineage: Eukaryota; Viridiplantae; Streptophyta; Magnoliopsida; Poales; Poaceae. The record is from RefSeq and is a predicted model, not a curated record.